UAUAUUAACCUGUAAAAAAAAAAAACCCAUGGUCGAAUAAAAUCCUGUAAAACGGGAUUUAUGAAGAAGAAUCGUUCUUUAGUAAUGACUAAUGAGUUAAGGGUAGGGUGUAAGAUUCUCUAAGCCUGAAACUAAAGAUAAAGUGGUGAAACUCAGUUGGUACAAAGAUUUUUUAUAAAUUUGGGGUGUCUUUCUUUGACUUACAAGUUCUUCAUUCUCAAAGAAUUUUCAGUGAGUUUUGGAAAAAAACUUUCAAUUUUUUGAUGGAAAGAUGGGAACUUAUAUGAAAUUGGCUAAAAGGGUUUUGGAGACUGAAUCUCCUGUCAUGGUUCAGAUACAGGAAAUAUUUAGAGGUUGUAAAGGUGCUGUUUCUUUAGCUCAGGGGGUAGUUUACUGGCAACCCCCUGAGGAAGCUCUGGAGAAAGUUAAGAAAAUUGUGAAUGAACCUUUAACAAGUCGUUAUGGUGGUGACGAAGGUUUACCAGCACUUCGAGAGGCAUUGACUAAAAAGUUACAAGAAGAAAAUAAACUAUACAAAUCUUCAGUGAUGGUCACAGCUGGUGCAAAUCAGGCUUUUGUAAAUUUGGUUCUCGCUCUGUGUGAUGCUGAGGAUAGGGUUGUGAUGUUUGCCCCGUAUUACUUCAAUUCAUACAUGUCCUUCCAGAUGACUGGAAUCACCGACAUUCUGGUUGGACCUGGAGACCCCAAGACACUUCAGCCGGAUGCAGAUUGGUUAGAAAAGGUUCUAUCGACUGAACCUGUCCCAAAGCUUGUUAAUAUUGUAAACCCUGGCAACCCAUCUGGAACAUACAUACCAGAGCCUCUUCUCAAGAGAAUUUCUGAUCUAUGCAAAAAGGCUGGCUCUUGGCUUGUCGUCGAUAACACAUAUGAGUACUUCAUGUAUGAUGGAUUGAAGCAUACAUGUAUAGAGGGUGAUCACAUACUCAAUGUGUUUUCAUUCUCGAAAGCCUAUGGAAUGAUGGGAUGGCGAGUUGGAUAUAUAGCAUACCCAACAGAAACCGAGGGUCUUGCAGAGCAGCUCCUCAAGGUCCAGGAUAACAUUCCCAUUUGUGCUCCCAUAGUAUCACAGCGUCUAGCUCUUUUUUCCUUGGAAACGGGAUCUGACUGGGUCAGAAAUCAGGUGAAAGACCUUGUCAAGAAUAGAGAAAUCCUCUUGGAUGCACUAUCACCCCUUGGAGAGGGAGCAGUGAAAGGUGGCGAAGGCGCCAUCUACUUAUGGGCAAAACUUCCAGACAAACACCAAGACGAUUUUGAGGUUGUUCGUUGGCUUGCUAAGAGGCAUGGAGUAGUCUUAAUUCCGGGAAGCGCGAGUGGUGGACCGGGCUGUGUUCGAGUCUCUUUCGGUGGAUUGAAAGACGGUGAUUGUGAAUUUGCAGCUUUGAGGUUGAAGAAGGGAUUGGAAGAGCUGGUGAAACAUGGAAUGGUUCAGUGAAAAAAAUAAAUAACGAUUUGUCAAAACAUUAAGUUUAUGAUUCUCGUCUCGCUAGAUUUAGUGAAAAAAAUCUGAGUUCUUUUUUGUUGAGUUUGAUACAGCCAGAUUUAGAAUGGAAAUCACAGUUAGAUUUUCAUUUAACUGUACAUCGAGAAAAGACCAAACUGGUAAUCGGGCUAGGUAACUGGUUAGCGAUUCGAUGUAUAUAAGCAGAAGGGAAUGUCUUCGUUAAUCAGCAUGUUCACUGGAACUAAGAGUCGUUUUUUUGUGCUCGCAA
Molecule: messenger RNA, 1730 nt
Organism: Papaver somniferum (opium poppy)
Lineage: Eukaryota; Viridiplantae; Streptophyta; Magnoliopsida; Ranunculales; Papaveraceae
Product: aromatic aminotransferase ISS1-like
Exons: 10
Coding region: 272-1453 (393 amino acids)
Biological process (GO): biosynthetic process
Molecular function (GO): pyridoxal phosphate binding; catalytic activity
Source: RefSeq, a predicted model, not a curated record